Messenger RNA from Rhipicephalus microplus (southern cattle tick), 1737 nucleotides. It is a transcript of the gene Taf8, whose product is annotated as TBP-associated factor 8. Gene Ontology annotation, molecular function: protein heterodimerization activity. The record is from RefSeq and is a predicted model, not a curated record. Gene Ontology annotation, cellular component: transcription factor TFIID complex. Gene Ontology annotation, biological process: transcription initiation at RNA polymerase II promoter. Lineage: Eukaryota; Metazoa; Arthropoda; Arachnida; Ixodida; Ixodidae.
AUGGCGUCGAGCGCAGUUGACGCGGGUCCUGUGAACCAACGUCGAAAAGCUCUCUUUGCGGCAGUGUGCUCGAUCUGCGCCGAAACCGGCUUCUCAAGCGCAGAGCGAGCAGCAGUCGAGUCUCUGGUGGAGAUGCUUCAAAGCUGUCUCAUCGAGAUCGCUCGAAGCAGCAGGGCUUUCUGCGAGCUUUCUGGGAGGACCGAAGUCUUGUCUGGAGAUGUCUUUGUGGCCCUCAUCGAAAUGGGCAUCAACGUGGAGUCUUUGUGGAGCUUUGUCAAGCGUCCCAGCCGCAUUGCCCUGCCGACACCGGGCUUACAGGCACGAUCGUCAACACCGAAGAUUCUACAGGCUGGAGACAAGAAACCCCUGCCUCCACAUAUCCCCGAACACAUGGUGCCGUUUCCUGAUCCACAUGCCUACAUCCGGACACCAACUCACAAGCAGCCCGUGACGGAAUACGAAGCUAUCCGGGAGAAGCUGGCCAGCCAGAAGCGAGACGUGGAGCGCGCCCUGACCCGCUUUGUCGCCAAGACGGGCCCCACUCAGAGCCUCUUUGCCGACCAGUCAGCGCCGUUUCCUCUUAUAGCUUGCAAGCCUAUGGCCCAGCCGUACCUAGCAGCGCUGCUUCCCAAGGACCAGGUGUUCGAGCAGCAGGAAGAGGAACAGUCCAAGAGCAGUCCCGAGCGGCCACCUGAACUGGUCGACAACCCUUACUUGCGCUCGGUCAAGAUGCCGCGGAAGCGAAAGCGGUGACAGCUCAACGAGGCAGCAACAGCGUAUCUAUGCUCAGCUGAAAUCCAUCAAGAAGAGCAAGCUGGCUGCGAGGGAACUCUCUACAGAGCCGAGCAGGCUUAGAAGAUGUGUCAACUGCCAAAUGUUCACGUUGAGGAGAUCUAUGGCUUUUCAGUGUUGUCCGGCAGUCAAUCAGAACCUGUGGGUGGCAUCGUUCUUGGUUUUACUGGUUAUAGUUGGAAAAUCUUGUGCUUUGCAACGGAGUGCUGGUGAAGUGCUUCGCUGUCUUGGCAUAGUUAGUUGCCAAGGAUGGCAGACAAGAAAGGCUGAGUAAAACAGAGGUACAAAAGUGAUAGCUUUCCUGUUUGUGCAGUGUUCAUGUGGGUCACCAAAUAAGUAUUUUGAUGCAUGUUGUUUAAAGGACCAGGACUUGAAUUUACACAGUAUGAAGAAAAGACAUCGAAAGCAGCCAACCAGUUAAGUGCCAACAUCAUCUUGGUGGUGGUAGGUUGUGUACACGUGUUUCCUGUAGGCAGCUUUAGCGUGUUUUACAUCACAUGCCGUUCUCAGAGAGACUGCAAACAACUAGUUCAAAGGUCACCUAAAACAAACAAGUGACUGAUGUCCCAUUAUUGAACAGACUUUCAGAAUUUCGUAGCAGGACACUUGUGAUUUUCACUUGUGGGACUUUCACUUGUGUGACUUUCACUUGUGUGACUUUCAAGAGCAAACCUCAUAAGUGCGAAAAUGCACGCGACAGCGACGAGCGAUGCUACAAGCGACGAAACAGGGCGUUCGCGCGACGUGUCGCGUGCUCAUUUUCGCUCGAUCGCUCGGUUAUCCAGAUUUGGAAAUCGUCGCUCAUCGCCCGGAAGUGCUGGGCUCAAGCAGCCAAUAGCGAAAAACCGAAAAAGACAGACUACGUAGGUGCACGUGACGCUGCCCUAGUCACGUAUGCGCAACAAGAAAUAACGCAAUGUUUACACAUGUGCAUAUAAAAAAAGU